Molecule: messenger RNA, 3440 nt
Organism: Amoebophrya sp. A25
Lineage: Eukaryota; Dinophyceae; Syndiniales; Amoebophryaceae
Source: the annotation of a GenBank genome assembly
AACAAGAAGGAUGGAUCGCGAGACAGAUUCAGGAGCAAGCCCGGGGCGUAGUUGCGCUGCCAAAGGAUACGGAUGGGGCGAUUGAAUCUAUACCCGAAAACUUGGCACAAUUUGGCUAGAAAUUUUGCGAAAAAUGCAAAAUCUGCAAAAAGUUCUAAUGACGGACAGCGCAGCCUGAGGCUGUAAGCCUGUACCUACUCCGCAAAAUUCUACCAAAGUCUCCAAGCCAGCCUUGCGACCGGCAGAACGCUGCUGGGGCUUUCGGUCUUAGUCGGCUAGGAUCUAGGGCGCGCCGCUCGCAGAAUUGUCUGAAGAGAGCUAAGCGCACGCAAAAACAGAAGCCCAGCGAGGAGCGAAAUCGCUGGGCAACUCAGUGGGCUUAGUCGGCCCAGCCGAUAAUGCGCAGGCUGCUGGUCUUCGUUUGGUCUUAUGAAGGAGGCCAGACUGUUCGCGCUUCAUUUUUAACCUGGUCAAGCUUGUCGCACCUCGACCGCGGGGGGCCCUUUUUUUGCCGGUGUGCCUCGGCUGCUCGGCUUUCCUCGGUCUUGCGUCUUCGCGCGCGACCGUGGGGCCCCCGCUAUACGUGGCGGGGGGCAGUGGGUGGCGCACAGAGUUCUGAUAUGACCGCCGCGCGUUGUUAUUCUCAUCGGUGUGGUUAGCUAGGGGACUGAGAUAGACGAAAAUGCAGGACAAAGACAAGGAGAAUGGGAGGGGCUGAACCCUCGCCCCUUGAAGAAAUGAGACGGAGGGGGAACGCGCAUCGUGGUGGACAGAGGUGAAAAAAGUGGGACAGGGAUGGGAAGUGGAGGCAAGAGACCCCCGCCCUGCCUUUGACGAAAGAAAUGGCACCGAGCUGGAGCACAGGGCGGCGCGAAAGAUGGGCGCGAAAUCUUCGCGAAGAGUUGCCUCGGCUGGUCUUCGCUGUCUCGGUGUUUGUGAGGAUGAAAACGGCGCCGGCGUGGCCUCGGGCGCUUUGUGUUUGUGCUGGCUGUUGUCUCUGUUGUUAGCAGCCCCAUCGCCAGGUGGGUGCGGACCGCCCGCACACCAUUGGCAUCGCCGCCGCCUGGAAUGCGGCUGCGGCACACCUGUGCAAGCUCCUCGAGGAGUAGAGUUUCUCGGCGGCGGAUAGGAUAAACGCAGGCGGGGAAGCAGUGGCAAAGCGGGACGGCGUUGGCCAUCUUUCUGCGCUUGGGCGCCUUGGCUGGCUCUUCGUUUUUUUUUCUAUUUAAGGAGAGGACCUUGACGAAAAGGCUGCGCAGUCAUUCUUUCAGCUGACUCCUCUCGGAGUCUUCUUGAAUAGAUAACGGCGUGAGGCUCUAGCACUGUCUGCCAAAACUUGUAAACUCACCGCAAAUAUUCCGCGGAAAUUCUGGGGCCUUCGCAGGGAUGAGAUGGCACCCCGCCCCGCCCGAUCGGUGGGCUUGCAUCUGUCAUCAUCAUCAUCGUCGUCGGGCUUUCGCCUUCCGUGUUUUGUCGAUGAAGCCAGACACGGAAGCGGACCGCCAAAACGAAACAAGCCCGCAACAAUUUGCAAGGGAACCGCAUCAGGCUCCGCGCCUUUCGUCUCUGGUUUUUGUGGUUUGUUACUUAUCUGCUUCCCUCUCCAGACUUCGGAGGCCUUUGGUGUUGUGCCUUCGUUUUGGAAUUUGGCGGGUGGCUGCGCCGCAGACUGGUUCGCUGGCUUGUGAGUUUCUCGGCGCACUGGAGGGGUUGGCCUGGUCGUGUGUGGGUCGGUUGUGUAGGUUUUGUUUUCGGGGCUCUUGUGGGCUUCGUGUCAAUGAGACAAGGACAAGGGCCGCGCGCGUGAGCGUCGGCAACUUUCUGCCAAGAUUUUCGGCGGCCGUCGAGCGUGGUCUGCUCCAAAGUACGUAGCGGACCAGCGCAGCUGAGGAAGGUGAAAAGAGUGGGGCCACAGAGAGACACGGAGAGGGCAGUGGAGGACGCGUCUUGUCUCCUUGAUGGAGUGGCACAGGGGUGGCGAAUUGUGUGGGACUGAGAUGAUAAAAGUAGGGCAAAAACGGGAAGGGCUGAAGGACUUCGAACCCCCGCCGCUGAAGAGAGGAGACGCGGGCGUGGUGUGUCUAAAUCUAUCAGUUGGGUGAGGCGAAUGAAGUGAGGCAACGUCGGAAAGAGUCAAAGGGGAGGCUUUGGGGCUUCUCCCCUUGGGGAAGUGACUGACUGGCACCGGGGUAAAGCAUGGUGGACCAUCUAGAGGACGCACGGAAGGGGCGAAGACUAACAGCCGCGCGGCAAAGCCAUCCACGAAGAAGCAGAAGCGUGGGGCUUUUUCCCCUCGGACAUGCAUAUAAGUAGAUAAGAAGUGAGACGGCGGCAGAGCGUGGCAUCGUUAGGGGACAGACCGCGAAAAAUGUAAGACAAAACUGAAGAAGAGCACGGGCAAGAAGCGUUGGGCCCUCUUCUUUAACGCAGUGGCACUCGCACUCCCUCGCUGGCCUUUCACCUCCAUGGUAUGCAGCUGAGACGGAAAAACUGAAAAGGCCCAACGCAACUAAGGAGGCGCUUGGGCUGUGUGUGUUGGUGUUGACCAGGCUGCGCAGGUGUGUGUCGCUGGCAAACAGCUGCGGACAUGGGGCUGGCAGCGUGGUCCUGGGGCUCGGCUGGCCGAUAACGGUUUGCAACUACAAUGGAGCUGGGGCGGGUGCUGAUUGUUCUUGGUCUUCGGCCGCUGCGCUUCCACCUGGGCGAGAAGCUGCUGGCGAAGCGGCUCGGCCUCUGUCGUGCCGCCCCAGGGAAUUCCCGCUGAGGGGCUCUUUUAUUUUGUUAUCGGCUGCGUGCCUCCCGUUUCUACCACAGUCCCGCCCAUGCAGUUGCAGAAGGAAGACCCAGCGCCCGCAGCUCCAAUUCUGCAACGCUCGCGCCGAUGGUUCCACGCGGGCGCAAAUGAAACGGAAAAGAACGGGGGCGCCCAUUUGCUUCGCGCGUGAUUAUACAAACGCGCGAGUCCUCGGCGAAGUUGAGCAGGGUCUUGGCUUGUCAAUUUUGCUGCAUUUUGUCGCUUACUUCUAAAUGUGUUAGUCUGUUUUUUUUUGCCGCCCGCUUAUUCCAGCUUUACUGGCUCUUGCAGUUUCCGCCCUUUGCGAUGCUUGUUGUGAUUCAUUUAUGGAAAACCCAGGGCCACUGGGGUGGGCGACAUUGGUAAAGCCAAGGCUUUCGACAUGCAUCCUGAUCCGCAGGGCAUACGUCUGUAGAGCAGAAAAAUAAUGAGGCGGGCGGACUCCUCUCCAAAUUUUUGGUCAACUUGUGCCAAAUUUUCGCACUAGGGACAAUCAGCGGACGGAUCUAAUAAAGGACAAAAAAUAACGUACGGCAUCUGGGCAGGCGGCAUCUUCCUUAUUGUUGCUAUCGUAUAUGGCGGUUUGGCGAUUGAGGCGGCACGAGGGAAUCUGGUGUUGCCGUGGUCGAGUAUGUAGAGGAAGUGG